GCACGCAGGCGCAACUUCAUGCCGGCUCUAGGACCCCGCGGACGCUUGGUGGGCCGCUCCGCAGUGCCUAACUGAGUCUAGGCCGCCUGAGUCACCGGCCCCGCCCUACGGAGCCGGACGCGGGCAGAGGCUCGGGAGCAGGACCGACGGACCGACCGACCGGAGGAUCGGAAUCUUAAUUUGCAGCCAUGUUCCUGGUUAACUCGUUCUUGAAGGGAGGCGGUGGCGGAGGAGGCGGGGGCCUGGGCGGGGGCCUGGGGAACGUGAUCGGAGGUCUGAUCAGCGGAGCCGGAGGUGGUGGAGGAGGCGGUGGCGGCGGCGGCGGCGGCGGCGGUGGCGUCGGAGGAGGCGGUGGCGGAACUGCCAUGCGCAUUCUGGGCGGGGUCAUUAGUGCCAUCAGUGAGGCAGCUGCACAGUACAACCCGGAGCCUCCGCCUCCACGCACCCAUUACUCCAACAUUGAAGCCAAUGAGAGUGAGGAGGUCCGUCAGUUCCGGAGGCUCUUUGCCCAGCUGGCUGGAGAUGACAUGGAGGUCAGCGCCACAGAACUCAUGAACAUUCUCAACAAGGUCGUAACCCGACACCCUGAUCUGAAAACUGAUGGCUUUGGCAUUGAUACGUGUCGCAGCAUGGUGGCCGUGAUGGAUAGUGACACCACCGGCAAAUUGGGCUUCCAAGAAUUCAAGUACUUAUGGAACAACAUUAAAAAGUGGCAGGCCAUCUACAAACAGUUUGACGUUGACCGUUCAGGUACCAUCUGCAGCAGUGAACUCCCAGGGGCCUUUGAGGCAGCAGGGUUCCACCUGAAUGAACAUCUCUACAACAUGAUCAUCCGACGCUACUCGGAUGAAGGAGGGAACAUGGAUUUUGACAACUUCAUCAGCUGCCUGGUCAGGCUGGAUGCGAUGUUCCGGGCCUUCAAAUCUCUUGACAAGGAUGGCACUGGACAAAUUCAGGUGAACAUCCAGGAGUGGCUGCAGCUGACGAUGUAUUCCUGAACGGGAACCCCAGACUUGUCCCCUUAUCGCCUCGCUAUGGGAGUCACCUCGGAUUCCUCCGUCUCUCCCAGGGCUGAGCCAGGCUGCAGUCUCAUCUUCAUGGAUCCUGCUGACCCGCAGGUCUUUUGGUUCCCCCAGCCCUUGGCACUCGGCUUUUCAGUCAACGGCCAGGGCCCAACAUGCCCCAACGUGCCAUGCCCCGAGUUACCCAUGGCUCUGAGACUCUCUAUCACACCCUGCCCUGAGGAUCACCCCAUCCCUGACACAGCCAUCCCAUAUCCACUCCAUACCGUCUCUUACGCACCUGUGCCAAACCCAACCCUUAUGUUGCUUCCAUACCCUAGGGGCCAUUCUCUUGGUUCCGGGAGGGUCACUCUAUACACUCUGGCACACCUGCUCAGAGUCACCACCCUGGCAGCCAAACUCUAGGCCGGAACAGGCCCGGGCGCCCCCGUGCCUUCAUCUGCACUCUGCUCUCAGCCUUCCAGGUCCAGGAGGAAAUAAAAGCAUCCCGAUUGCUGCUCUCUCUGA
Molecule: messenger RNA, 1529 nt
Organism: Mustela erminea (ermine)
Lineage: Eukaryota; Metazoa; Chordata; Mammalia; Carnivora; Mustelidae
Gene: CAPNS1
Product: calpain small subunit 1
Exons: 11
Coding region: 189-998 (269 amino acids)
Molecular function (GO): calcium ion binding
Source: RefSeq, a predicted model, not a curated record